Molecule: messenger RNA, 1101 nt
Organism: Pleurotus ostreatus (oyster mushroom)
Lineage: Eukaryota; Fungi; Basidiomycota; Agaricomycetes; Agaricales; Pleurotaceae
Exons: 11
Coding region: 1-1101 (366 amino acids)
Biological process (GO): carbohydrate metabolic process
Cellular component (GO): extracellular region
Molecular function (GO): cellulose binding; hydrolase activity, acting on ester bonds
Source: RefSeq, a predicted model, not a curated record
AUGUUGAGGUUACUGGGGGCUUCAUUUCUUGUCCUUGCACCCGUUGCAUUAGCCCAGCAAACGGUCUGGGGACAAUGUGGUGGUAUUGGCUGGACUGGUCCAACGACUUGUGCCUCAGGGAACGAAUGCAUAAAGCAGAAUGACUGGUAUAGCCAAUGCUUGCCUUCCACUGCAACCCCCUCGUCCAGUUCAAGCGCGGUGGUAUCGUCUUCUUCCACAACCUCUUCCUCGUCUUCCACAACCUCUUCCUCAUCUGUUCCUCAGCCGACUGGCGCCAACUAUUGGUUCAGCUUCGGCGAUUCUUACACGCAGACCGGGUUUGACCCUUAUGGUACUCUUCCCUCUGCCGACAACCCAAUUGGAAACCCAACGUUCCCUGGGUGGACUUCCACCGGUGGCAUCAACUGGGUCGGCGCCGGAACUACUACGUAUAACAAAUCGCAUAUCUUGACCUACAACUAUGCCUAUGGUGGAGCCACGAUUGAUUCAAAUCUUGUUGCUCCAUAUCAACCAACCGUCAUUUCCCUCACCGAACAGGUCGACCAAUACCUCGCAACGGCUGGCACCAAACCCCCUUCGACCCCAUGGACCGGCUCCAACUCUCUGUUCUCUAUUUGGAUCGGAAUCAACGACAUUGGGAACAGCUUCUGGUUAGAAGAUCGUGAUGCCUUUUCUGAUGUCCUCUUGAACGCCGAAUUCGCCCUUGUGCAGAAAUUAGUACACGAAUCAUACAGUGAUACUGGCGCCAGGAACUUCCUCUUCGUCAAUGUCCCUCCCAUCGAUCGAUCCCCUAUGAUGCUAGCAGCAGAUCAAUGGUCGCAGGACACGGAAAGAGUUGUUAUCAAUACCUUCAACGCAAAGCUCGCAGCACAAGCAGCUGCGUUCAAAGCCAGCCACCCUGGCGUUGAGACUUACAUUUGGGACUCGCAUGCUACGUUCACGAGGAUUUUGGACUCGCCGACCACGUACGGGUUUGUGGACGCCACCACUUUCGGUGCUGGACCUGGCAUAUUCUGGGGCGAUAAUCUGCAUCCUUCGAGCCCAGCGCACGUACUCUUCGCCGAAGAUGUUGCUGAGGUUCUCCAAAAUACCAUUUGGUAG